Phycodurus eques (leafy seadragon) is the source of this 3007-nucleotide messenger RNA. RefSeq names its product glycerophosphodiester phosphodiesterase 1 (gene gde1). NCBI's taxonomy places the organism in Eukaryota, Metazoa, Chordata, Actinopteri, Syngnathiformes, Syngnathidae. Bases 118 to 1110 code for a protein of 330 amino acids. The transcript has 6 exons. Gene Ontology annotation, biological process: lipid metabolic process. Gene Ontology annotation, molecular function: phosphoric diester hydrolase activity. The record is from RefSeq and is a predicted model, not a curated record.
CGCAAAACAGAGACUGCGGUCCUCGCCUUGGACGGCACGGCGUUUCCGCGACGACUUCGAACGGGACCUCGGCUGCUUUCUCUACAUCCACCGGAGCGGAACUGGGAGGGGGACGACAUGCUGCAGCUGGGCGACGAUGUCUCGCUUUACUCGGUCGUGUUCGUGGUGGUUUUGCUGGCCACUCGCAGCCCGGUGUGGUCCGGCGUCUUCACCGGCUGUCUCUACCUCUUCCUGGCCAUGUUCCGCUUCCCGCAGCUGCCGGCCAGUCGAGCCCGACAAGUGCUCGACCCGGCCGGAUCCGGGGAGGUGUCCGUGGUCGCCCACCGGGGAGGCGGACACGACGCACCGGAAAACACGAUAGCGGCCAUCCGGCUGGCCAGCAAGAACGGGGCCUCCGGAGUGGAACUAGACCUGGAGUUCUCUGCAGAUGGAGUCCCAAUCCUGAUGCACGAUGAGAGCGUGGAUCGGACCACAAAUGGAUCAGGCCCCCUCAGUCAAAUAAGAUAUGCUGACUUGGGUAAACUAGAUGCAGCUGCUAAACAUCGACUCAGGGACAAGUUUGCCGGUGAAAAGAUCCCAACACUGGAGCAGGCAGUGGAGGAAUGCAUCAAACUGCAGCUCACCAUAUACUUUGAUGUGAAAGGACAUCCGGACGAGGCAGCUGCAGCGCUUUCAGCUCUGUACAAGAAGCAUCCAGUCCUGUACAACAGCAGCAUUGUCUGCUCCUUUGAGCCCAAGGUCAUCUACAAGAUGAGGCAGACGAACCCACAGGUGGUCAGCGCGCUGACCCACAGGCCCUGGAGCCUGAGCCGUUUUGGCGAUGGCUCCCCACGUUACCCCUCACUGUGGAAACACCAUUGGCUGACAUUAAUGGAUAUCGUGCUGGACUGGGCCCACCAUCACUUGCUGUGGAAGCUCUGUGGCAUUUCUGCCUUCCUGGUGCAAAAGAACUUUGUCUCGCAGGACUAUGUGCAGUACUGGAGCCAGAGGGGGGUGGAGGUGGUUGCCUGGACCGUAAACAAUGGCGUGGAGAAACAACACUACCAGGAACUUCUGAAAGUCAGCUACAUCACAGACAGCCUUGUGGAGGACUGUGACCCUCACUACUGACACUCCAACUUGCACUGACAGAAAAUCAAACUUAAACUCCUCUGGUGCCACUUUUUAGUAUGUACAUGUGUUUAUGUACGGUGUACACUACUCACAAAAAGUUAGAGAUACAGUAUUCGGCUAUUGAGUGCUGUUUCAGGAUGCACCUAAAAUGCACGAAAACCUUUACAGGUGAACUUAAUUUGACCUCCUCUCAACUUUUGAAUGCACAUGUCCAACUGUUGAGUAGCCUCGUUUAAUGUUUGUAAAAAAAUAAUAAUUCUUAAUAUUCAAAUUACAAUCAGGUUAGAAGCCCAAACAGAAUAAUGCUCCAUAUAAACACCUCACUCAGAAUGAACAGGCGGAAACUGAAUGGAAUUUCACUCUGUUUCCCAGGAGUAGAAUUUUGCACAAUUUGCUGUUCUCUAACAAGUAGAUGAAUGGCAAAAUUCACAACAGGUGUUUAAUCCAUGAACCAACCAAUACAUUUCCAAGGACGGCCACUUUGAUGCCUUUCUGUCUCUCUCCUAGUAUGUCUGUUGCAACCUGCUGACGAUGACACUGUCAGAGCCAGCUAGAGGCAAAAGGGAACAAAGUGGCUGGUUGGGGCCCUCUGAGGAGGAAUUUAUUUUUAUUUUUUUAAAGCCCUGUGAGGAUUUUCUAAACACAUAAACGUGGUGCGACCAAAAAUCUAAUUUUGUUUGGGGUACCAUAAAGGCUUUGGGCUGGCACUGAGCUCUGUGACACUCAAAGCAAGGGCAAGGUACUAUUAUUGAUCAAUUGGUAGGUGUUGUCUUGGUCUCACGAUGUUGAAAUGUAAACAGCAUGGAAAGGAGUGUUUGAAUACCAAUUUCAUUUGAACCUGGAAAUGUAUUGUUCAUUUCAUGGAUCAAACACUUGUUACAGAACAGCAAGUUGUGCAAAAAAAUAAUACUGAAACCUUGAAUAGUUGGAUGUGCAGAGGUUUAGAGGUCAACUUGAGUUUACCUGUGAAAGAGAUGUGCAGUUUAGCUUCAUCCUGAAAUUUCACCCGAAAGUGUAAUAUCCCUAACCUUUUGUAAGUAGUAUAGGAUCACGUCAUCCCAACCAACGUGGGUGACAUUGUGUGUCAUGAAGACACAGUAAGAGGCCUGUGAAAGUCUGCCAUGCCACAUACCCUCCUGAUGGCAACAAUACUUGACCAACAGAAGCAAUAAACGUGGCCAAAUGUCCGCGAUGAAACAACUGGUCAGAUCACCCGAAACAUACCAGUUUUAUUAAGCCGGUUACAAUUUUUUGACUCUUGAUAUACACCGAAAAAAAACUUGAGUUUGUGAGAAUACAUUUUCCAUUGUUUACAUGUCAGAUUAAUAUGGAUGUCACCUCAGGACAUUGCUUCCAAUCAAUCAUGCAGCUACACAGUCUUAAUUGUUGAUUAUUCUAUGGACUGUGAUUGUGAAAGAUGAUAAAUGGAUGUACGAUACUGACAGUCAAGCCUUCUGAUGUCACACUGGGACUCUCACUCUUGGCCAGUUGACUCAGGUGAGUGACCCACAUAGUAAGAGAUAAGCAGACAGUGGUGAUAACAGUCAGGAUAAGCCUGUCUGAGCCGCUACUUGAUCACGGCGCUUUCAGCGUCAACCCACAGAUGAGCCAUGUCCAAUAGAGUCCAUCUUAAGGGAAGAUUAAAUGUAUUUGCUAUGUAAAUGCCAUGGUGAAAAACAAAUUACUGCAUGUGUGUAAAUAAAUGGUAAAAUAGUCCCUUGUGUGAUAGCAUUGACUAUAUGAAAAUAUAGUUCAGAUGUAAAUUGUCAAAGACUUUGGAGUUUAUUAGUUAACACGCUGCAGUAUUUAAUUCAAUGUAAUCAAAAGUGCCAUGUCUGUCCAAUGUUUUAACAGGUGAAAGGUAGGUUCCCAAUAAAAAUAAAUAAAACUCAAA